Molecule: messenger RNA, 3019 nt
Organism: Halichondria panicea
Lineage: Eukaryota; Metazoa; Porifera; Demospongiae; Suberitida; Halichondriidae
Product: E3 ubiquitin-protein ligase TRIM56-like
Exons: 2
Coding region: 1443-2879 (478 amino acids)
Molecular function (GO): zinc ion binding
Source: RefSeq, a predicted model, not a curated record
UAUUUUUCUCGGAGAGGGGAAGUAGAAGUGUGUAGGCGGAGUGCAAUAAGUCAUGAGCGUAUCCCGAACUAUAUAUACAGUGCAACAACCAAAGAGAGUAGAUUUUUUUUUUUGGUACACAUUUUUUACAUUUUGUGGCAUAUCUUUUAAAGUAAAAGUGAUAUGAUCUAUUUGAGUGCAGGUACUUAAAGUUCAACUAUUGGCGCUUCCAUUGGACCACCACCUGUUACAUCACAUGACAUCAUCAGUAUAAAAUGGCUGUCUGAAGAUGUGUACUUCCGAAAAUAUGUUAGGAAUAGAAGUAGUUUAUUUUGUUGAGUUAAGAUCUGAAAUUUGUUGUGCAUGUACCUGAGUAUAUUGCUCAUCCUUUGAGCUUCAACGGAAGUCUGGGCUACUAGUAAGUUCUGAGAAAUACUGCAUUUUGUUGUUUUUUGGUGGCAAAUAUGUUAGGAAUACAACUUUCGAUUUUAUAUUAGUUAAGGUCUGAUUUUUGAGCAGCAUGUACUACAAUAGUGUACUUUUCAUCUGUACUAAUUUACAGGAGUUAGGCUAGCCUCUUUGCUAGAGCGGCCCAUCUUGUCAAAAACAGUGCUUUUUAUGACUUUUGGGGCGAUUUGCCUACGUAUAAGGCUCAUUUGCCACGCCCCUGUGACACAGAAUGACCAACACCAACUGUGCAUUUGCAAGUAGACAUCGCAUGACCUUUGGAUGUAGCAAAUAACAACAAGAUGAUUUGUGAUGUCACAAAUCAAUGAAUAUCAUUGCAUACGUCAGCAAAAGUAGCAAAACGGAGCAAAAUCACCAUUUUUGACAAGAAGGGCCGCUCUAGCAAAGAAGAGACUUGUCUAGCUCCUGUAAGUUAGUGCAAAUGAAUUUUACACUAUUGUAGUACAUCCUUCUCAAAAAUCAGACCUUAACUAGCAUAAAAUCAAAAGUUGUAUUCCUAACAUAUUUGCCACCAAAAAACAACAAAAUGCAGUAUUUCUCAGAACUUACUAGUAGCCCAGACUUCCGUUGAAGCUCAAAAGAUGAGCAAUAUACUCAGGUACAUACACAACAAAUUUCAGAUCUUAACUCAAACAAAUAAGCUACUUCUAUUCCUAACAUAUUUUCGGAGGUACACAUCUUUAGACAGCCAUUUCAUAGUGAUGAUGUCAUAUAAUGUAACAGGUGGUGGUCCAAUGGAAGCGCCAAUAGUUGAACUUUAAGUACCUGCACUCAAAUAGAUCAUAUCACCUUUACUUCAGAAGAUAUGCCACAAAAUAUGAAAAAUAAUAAUAUAAAAAAAAAUCUACUCUCUUUGGUUGUUGCACUGUACUAGAAAAAUCAAGGACGACGGCCAACCAACUUCGAGCUUUUUUGCUUAAUUAAUCGCUUACCUUUAUCCUCCUGGUACGUGGUCUGGGCUUGAAGGAUAUUUCAUUGUCUAACACAUUAUAACGAUGGCCGAAGGACCUGAUCCAGUUGUUGCUGAUCUCGAGCAAGAAGUGACCUGUGGCAUCUGUCAUGACCGCUACCAGGAGCCAAAGCUGCUCCCUUGUUGUCACUACUACUGCAAGCAAUGCAUCAUCACAUUGUCCAGUCGCUACCGACCCAACCAGCCGUUCCCCUGCCCCGACUGUCGUGAGCCCACUCUAUUGCCAGACAACAACCCAGACAGACUGCCCACUGCGUUCUUCAUCAACAGGAUGAAAGCACUCCACUCAAGGAUAGAGAAAGCCCACGGCAAGUUGGAGGCCACCUGUGAAAUGUGCCCUGGAGGAAAGGCCACUGCAUUCUGCCGGCAAUGUGUCCAGUUCAUUUGUGAAAAAUGUGUGGAACCUCAUCAGCGUAUGAAAAUGUUUUCUACACAUAUCGUCUCCACUCUGGACGAGCUCAAACAGGGCGGAGUGAAAGAACUAACAUUCGAAAACCCACCACCCUCAAAAUGCGAGGAUCACGAGGAGCCAAAGAAGAUUUUCUGUUUUGAUUGCUACAAGCUCAUCUGUCGAGACUGUGCUGUGUUUGAUCACCGUGACCACAAGUCAGAGUUUGUAAAGAAAGCCGCCCCCACAACUCGCAAAAAGCUGGCGGAGCACCUCUCCCCACUCAAGAACCUACUGCCUGAUCUGAGCACCGCUGUGAAUCAAGUGAAAGGAACUAAACAGAAAAUCCAGGCCCAGAAAGAACUGACAGAGAGACAAGUGAAUGCUAAGUUCCAGGAGCUACACGAUAUUCUCAACCAAUGCAAAGUCCGUGUUUUACGAGAAUAUUCUGCUUUGGUUGAUUCAAACAUGGAGAAGGUGACGAUUCAAGAGAAGGGUCUGGACCUGUCCCUGGGUACUGCUCAGAGUUUGAUUGACUUUGUAGAGCGUACACUGGAGAAUGCAAGUGAUGAAGAACUGAUUACGAUGCAAGAGCAGGUGGUGAGUCGAAUCGAUGCCGAGGUGGUGAAGCGAGGGAAAGAAGCAGCCAAUCCUGAUCCAGUGGUGGAGAAAGUUGAUUUCGGAGUCGAAGUGUUUGUUUGUGAGGAUCUCAAGAAGUUGUGUGAGAACAAUGUUUUUGUGCAUGAAGGAAAGCCGAUUGUGAAAGGAGACGGUAUCAAAACAGCUGAAGUUGACAACUGUUCAAAACUGACCUUUUAUUGUGGUUUAAAAAGAGGCAGGCCACAAGUUGUACUGAAAACACUAUCUGAUGAUACAUCUCAACAAUUGCAAGCUGUGCCUGUGAGGGGUGGAGUGUACAGCGUUGAGUACACCCCUAGGGUACGUGGUCGACACCACCUCCUGAUCUCAGUGGACGACCAGCCAGCCCAUCCCAGGAAGCCCCUUCUCUGUGUUCAUCAAAAUACCCCCCACCAAGCUGGACAAACCAGUGAGGGCGAUAAGAGGAAUCAAUAACCCUCGGUAUAUGGCAUUUAACUCAUCAGAAGAACUGAUUGUAACUGACUAUAGCGGUGAUGUUUUGGUGUUUGACAAGAAAGGAGAACAAAUUCGAAGCAUCAGCAAAUCAAAGCAUGGGUUUGGCGGUAUCUCUGGUG